CAAAUUCGGAUUUUGAUUUCCAAAAGAAAACGGAGAAUGAAAUAUCCAAAUUAUGACAUUCUAUCAUCUAUCACUGCAGCCUACAUUUUCCUCAACUUCUAUAAUGGCUGCUCUGCAAAUGAGUUAUGCUUUUAACAAGUUAACAUCAAUCAGCGAAGCCAAGGUUGUCACUGCCAACCACUCCUCCAAACAUUACUUACAUUGCGGUCUCCCUCGAAAAUCAAGAAUUAGGAGUUUGGCCUCUAGCAAUAUAGAGACUGCAGUUCCUGAACCCACAGAGAACAUUACGCCACCCACUUCUCCUCAAAUCGACUUCGUUUUUGUAUCUCCAGAGCAACCAUCAGAAGAGGAGUUCGAGGUGCAGAGAGGUCCAGCCACCGGGGGCCAGAAACUUAGAGAUAUUAUGCUGGACAACCAGCUCGACUUGUAUGGUCCUUAUUAUAAUUUGCCUUUACUUAAUUGUGGAGGUGGUGGCACAUGUGGUACAUGCAUUGUGGAGAUUUUGCAAGGUCAAGAACUACUCAGUGAGCGAACAGACAAAGAGAAAGAACAUCUUAAGAAGAAGCCCAAAACGUGGAGGCUUGCCUGCCAAACUGUUGUGGGAAAUAAGGACUCCGUUGGCAAGGUGGUGGUGCAAAGAUUGCCAGAAUUCAAGCAGUUUGAUUGGGCUUAAAGACAGUCUUUUUCAUCUAUUAGCAUGGAAGAGCAUCUCUUGGACUUAAUGCUCUUCACAAGUGAAAUGUAAAAGCAAUCUCCAAAGCUAUCACAUGCGGCCAUUACUACUAUGCGUUGCAAUUGGCAUUUAAGUAUUCACGAGGAUGUUUAUUCCAUAUAAAUAAAUCACCCAGUGUAAAAUUCAUAUUUAACUAGAAAUUAAUUUUAUUAGUCAUAACAAUUGGCAUUUUAGUAUUCAGAAAACUUAUUCUAUAUGAAUAGAUUACUUAUGGUAUAUUCAUAUUAACAUAAUAUUAAUUUAAUAAAUCAUUUACAUAGAUUUGGAAUUAA
Messenger RNA from Cryptomeria japonica (Japanese cedar), 1005 nucleotides. RefSeq names its product photosynthetic NDH subunit of subcomplex B 3, chloroplastic. NCBI's taxonomy places the organism in Eukaryota, Viridiplantae, Streptophyta, Pinopsida, Cupressales, Cupressaceae. Gene Ontology annotation, biological process: P450-containing electron transport chain. The transcript has 6 exons. Gene Ontology annotation, molecular function: 2 iron, 2 sulfur cluster binding. Gene Ontology annotation, cellular component: chloroplast thylakoid membrane. The coding region runs from base 53 to 673 and encodes 206 amino acids. The record is from RefSeq and is a predicted model, not a curated record.